This is a messenger RNA of Gastrolobium bilobum, 1141 nucleotides long. Its product is annotated as U1 small nuclear ribonucleoprotein C. The coding region runs from base 147 to 764 and encodes 205 amino acids. Gene Ontology annotation, cellular component: nucleus; U1 snRNP. Lineage: Eukaryota; Viridiplantae; Streptophyta; Magnoliopsida; Fabales; Fabaceae. Gene Ontology annotation, molecular function: zinc ion binding; pre-mRNA 5'-splice site binding. Gene Ontology annotation, biological process: spliceosomal snRNP assembly; mRNA splicing, via spliceosome; mRNA 5'-splice site recognition. The transcript has 7 exons. The record is from RefSeq and is a predicted model, not a curated record.
UUAGCUCUGAUGCUGAGUCCAGAAAGUUCUGCACUUUGGGUGUAGCGUUCGUGUCAUAAUCAACUGUUUCUAGCUUUCACCCCUCAUUUUAUUUCUGAUUCUGGACAACGAGCUCAAGGGUAUUUUUUGGAGGAGCCAUCAACACGAUGCCUCGGUACUACUGUGACUACUGCGAUACCUAUUUGACCCACGAUUCUCCAUCUGUUAGAAAACAGCAUAACGCGGGUUACAAACACAAGGCGAAUGUGAGGUUGUAUUAUCAACAAUUUGAAGAGCAACAAACCCAAAGUUUGAUUGAUCAAAGAAUCAAAGAACAUCUUGGUCAAGCUGCGGCAUUUCAGCAGGUUGGUGUGGGUUAUAAUCAUUUAGUGGUUCAGAGGCCAAACCUUCCUCCUGUAUUGCCACCACCAAGAUUGCCUAUUCCUGGUACUCAAGUACCUGGAAGUCAACCACCAAUGCCGGGUGUCAGACCUCUCUUGCCUAGACCGGUUCCUGGUGCACCAGGAUAUGUUUCUGCACCAACCAUGCCACCAAUGGUUCCUCCACCUGGUGCUCCCCAGAUACCAGGUCAACUAAAUGCUAUACCAAGGCCCCCUUCAUUAGCUCCCCCACCAACAGUUCCUGGAAGCACUGCAGCACCAGCUUCCAAUGGUGCUCCCUCUAUGGUAUCAUUGGCAAUGUAUCAAGCUAAUCCGUCCGCACCAGCAUCUGGAGGUUAUGAUAAUUACAAUGCUAAUGCUCAAGCACCUGAUGGCAAUCACUGACCUGGUCAAACUGUUCUCUGGGGCAUCAUUCUAUCUCUGUCGGAGUCUUAUGACUAGAACUAUUUCUACUCUCCCUGCCAGCUGUAGUCAAAUGAGGACUCUCACUUGCCAUGUUUGGUCAUAUUAUAUAUAUAGCAAUCAUAUACUUAGAUUAUUGGUACGUAUCAUGUCAAGCAGCUUCAAUGCGGGAAAAUAGUUCAAUGAGUUACUUUUUUGGUCCUGGAUGAAAGAGUCAUAUUGAAGUGCUUAUUGCUUAGAAAUUUCUGACAUGGCUUGUUGAUAGUUUUUAUUCUGCAAUAAUAUUUUUUAAUCCAAGCUUUAUCAGUGAUACACUUAGUUGGCACUUCGAGUUUGGGACAGAAUUCAUAUCCAGUGCA